GUCAAACUUUGUCGAACCUUGUCUAUGUGACAAACACUGUCAAACAUAGGGAAGGUAAAUGUCAAAGUCAAAGAGGCAUCAAAUGAAUUAUAACAAUCAAAAAUUUUGCAAAUAGUAGUUAUUUAUGUAGACUUUUUUUUGAAAAUGGGUAGUUAUGCUAGAGCAGUUAUGACUGGAUUUAUUUGCAGGCUGUGUUCAGAACAAAAACGAUACGUAAUACAUUUUUAUGGGGUUAAAGCGAAGGAAUUGCAGCUGCUUGAGAAGCUGACUUUACUUCCAAUUACAGUAGAGAAGUAUGAUAAUCUUCCUAAAACAAUAUGUGAAGAAUGCAUAGAGAAGUUAAAUCUACAAUACAAUUUAGUGCAAAAAAUUAGAAGAAGUAUGUCCAUUCAAAGAAGGCAUAGACUUUACCAUAGUAAUGGUCGCUGUCCUGUCGAAUGUCCUCUUCAUGGGGUAGAAAAUGCUCUUGAAGGUGGUUCUAAUGGAGGAAUAUUUAUUUCUGUUGAAGACUUUGAUGAAACUAAUAAUGAUAAUGAAACAUAACCUUUGUAUAUCAAUACUACAUUUUCAGUUUCGAAAUUGGUUAUUAAAAAGUGUGAUAAGGAAUUUUUAAUCAUAAUUAGAAUUCUAUUUAUUUUGUGAUAUGUUGUAUGAAAAACUGAGUUUGUUACUUUUUGUCUUACAAGCAUUCAAUUUAGAUUAAGUAUUUGUAUGAAUUGGCUAGGUAACAUAUACAUGUAUAUUAUAUUAAUUACUUAUUAAAUUAAAUUUAUCUUAUAUAUCCUUUAUACAUAGCUCUAUGUGUUUAUUCACUGAGUAUUACCUUUCCAAAUCAACUACUGUAAUAAAACUUUUUGGGCCCAUAUUAAUGAAAAAGUAAAAGUGAUUCUACGAAUUUUUACUGAAAGUACAAGCUGUACAAAAUUAUAACUUAACCCUUUAGUAUCACAAAUUGUUUUAAAGUAAUAAUUGCAUCUACAUGCUUAUAACAUUAAAUUCUUAUAUAUUCAAUGUUGAAAUACGCUUAAUAUCUAUGUUACAAAAUUUGUAGAAAUAUAAUCUUGAUAAUAUUUAUUGUUAUGUAAUUUGUAUGUAAUGUGGCUAUAAAUACUAUUCUUAACUAAAUUUUAGAUUUUUGAGCAGAUUUUGUUUGUUAUUAAGGGGCUCAGAUAUAAAUAAAAGAAAGUUUUUGUACAAAAUUUAAAUAACUAGAAAAAUCAAAUUAAAUUGAUAUUAUAAAGGCAAACUGUUUUUGAGUUUAAAAGAACGUUUUUUUCAUGUGGUUGUAAAUUAUAAAAAUGUUCACCUAUGUAAUUACACAUAUUCUGCUAAGUAAACGUAUUCUUUAUGUGUCUUAUCUGUUAUUUACAGAUACGUUCAAUUCAAAACAAAUCCUACCACUAUUUUGUAUAAAAUUGUUUCCCUUAUAUUUACUUAUUUAGUUUUGAAAACGUGUAAUACUUUAAUAUUUUUAAAAAGAUUAAAUUUAGCAUUAAAGUUCAACAUAAUCUUGGUACACUGUACUAUUUUUUACACGCUCGCUUCAGACUUAAAUUGAAAAACCGUUUACCAAUUUAGAAGGCAGUGGCAGUUGCUAUCAAAAUAGUUUUAAGAAUGUUUUUUUUUUAAUUCUAAUUAGAUUUAAUAAUAGACGAAAUGGCCACCGAUGAGAUUAACUAUUUAAACGAAAUAUAAUAUGAACAAACA
Agrilus planipennis (emerald ash borer) is the source of this 1707-nucleotide messenger RNA. RefSeq lists its product as uncharacterized. Bases 145 to 543 code for a protein of 132 amino acids. Gene Ontology annotation, cellular component: nucleus. The transcript has 3 exons. Gene Ontology annotation, molecular function: zinc ion binding. The record is from RefSeq and is a predicted model, not a curated record. Lineage: Eukaryota; Metazoa; Arthropoda; Insecta; Coleoptera; Buprestidae.